CUACUUUAUCCUAAACCUGGAGUUUUCUUUGGACCUGGGCUUUAUCAGAUUCAUGCCGUGGCGUCUGCUGGUCCUGGUGUUGGCCCUGCCCAUGGGGAUGAGCUGGCUGGCGCUGUUAAACUUCUACGAGAGCCCAAAAUUCCUCGCUAAUUCUGGUAGAGAAGACCAGGCGGUGAAAUUGCUAGAAAAGAUAUGGAGGAGAAACGGUGGGAAUGAUGAGUAUCCUGUAAAAAAGAUAAUCCUAAACGAGGACUCCACGGCGCCUGAGCAGAAACUCCCAUUGAUUCAAUCGUUGUGGGCGCAGACUGCCCCCCUCUUCCGUCCUCCGCUGCUUUGGCGAACCCUGCAGCUCUACUAUAUCACCGCCAUGCUCUAUGCCGUGAACAACAGCUUGAUGAUGUGGUACCCAUUCUUGCUGGACGCAUUUCUGGCAGAUGAUGGUUCCUCAGACCAAGGUGGCCUCUGCAACAUGAUCCUUCGCUCGCAAGAUGAAUCUAAUAACCAACAGGCUUCCGACUGUUUCUCGAAGCUCGACCACUUCACAACCUUAUCUAGCAGCGCCUACUCUUUGGUGUUUACGCUGAUCUACCUCGUCAUGUCUCGCUUCGCUGGCCGCAUGAAGCUCAUGUUGAUAAUCAUCCUGACUGUGGCCUCCGCGUCCGGUGUGGUCGUCAUAAUGACCACGAACAACACCAUUAGUUUGCUCUUCUUCUUAGGAAUUUUGACGACGGGGCUAGGAAUUGGACUUAUGUUCUCUUACUUCAUUGAGCUGUAUCCCACAUCGUAUCGUGGAAUGGCAGCAUGUCUAGCCGUGAUCAUGGCACGAGGAAGCGCGCUAGCGGCCACCAACAUCAUCGGCUCCCACAUCAUGACGAGCUGCUACCAAUGCUUCUACGCAUUCACAGCCUACAUGUUUAGCGGUCUCAUCUUAUCGUGCUUCCUGCCUUCCGACACAAAAAAGAAGACUUAAAGUUUUAGGACAGGUUACGUCAAACCGUUUGUCACCGUUAAAAUUUUCGCACAAUUUUAUUGUAUGAAGUCUCAUAGUUCUUAGCUGAGUGACGUUGAUCAGUCU
Molecule: messenger RNA, 1075 nt
Organism: Cydia strobilella
Lineage: Eukaryota; Metazoa; Arthropoda; Insecta; Lepidoptera; Tortricidae
Exons: 6
Coding region: 53-970 (305 amino acids)
Cellular component (GO): membrane
Source: RefSeq, a predicted model, not a curated record